UGAGUGGUUCAGAACUUCAGAUCGGUCCAUCCCAGACUUGCAGAGAUUUGAGUAGAAACGCAGAGUCAAAGAGUGGGAGAGAUGGAGAUGAAGAAGGUAGCAGCUGUGCUGUUGGUUCUGUUUCUAGUGUCGUCGCAGAUGGUCAGCAUCGAGGGCGAUGCUUUCGACUGUUACGAUGCUUGUUCGACGGGAUGUGUUAACAGAGAUGUCAGGACUAUGCUUCGCUGUGAUCGCAAAUGCGCCAUUAAAUGCGAUCGAAAAAAAGUUGCAGUUACAGGUGCGGCUGCCGUGGAGGGAAGUGGUUAGGUUAGAAGAGCAAGCAAAUUCCAAAUUGUUUGACAAUUGGAAUGCGAAGAUCUAGAUUAAGUUCUGGAAUGAAGUUAAUGUUUCUCAUAAAUGGGUCCCAUUUAAAACGGGGCCCUCUGUAGUCUGUACCUUGUAUUGGGCUUCCUUCUUCACUCUUCAGUGAAGCGGAGCAACUGCUGAACUGAAUUGAUAUAUAGAUAAUUGUAUUUGUAGUACGA
Nelumbo nucifera (sacred lotus) is the source of this 524-nucleotide messenger RNA. RefSeq names its product thionin-like protein. NCBI's taxonomy places the organism in Eukaryota, Viridiplantae, Streptophyta, Magnoliopsida, Proteales, Nelumbonaceae. The record is from RefSeq and is a predicted model, not a curated record.